Messenger RNA from Thelazia callipaeda (thelaziosis nematode), 876 nucleotides. NCBI's taxonomy places the organism in Eukaryota, Metazoa, Nematoda, Chromadorea, Rhabditida, Thelaziidae. The record is from the annotation of a GenBank genome assembly.
AUGUCCUAUCAACUGAUUAUCUUUCUGGCAUUUGCUACAAGCAGCAUUGCUGUAUGGUUGGGUGAGGAAUACUGGACAACAGUUAGCAGCGACGGUUCUUUGCUUGGAGAUCGAAGCGUAAACGAUUUUUUGACAUUUGAUGUCAAGCAUCAUAAUAUACCUAUAACAAACGCAUAUGUUGCAUUUUGGAUAACUUAUGAUGAAUUUGGUCAUUAUGAAACUUUUGGCCAUGCAUACUUGGUGCAAAAUAAAAUUUGUGGUCGUUUCGUGAAUAGAAAUCAUAAGGCAACUGUAAUUUGUGGUGGCUUUCGUGUACUUUCCCAAAGUAAUAAAGACGGAACUUUAAGAUUCAAAUUCAUCGAAGCUGGAUUAGCAAAUAUCCAUCUAGCAGUCGAGUAUCGUAAUAAACAAGUAGCGAAAAUUCUAAAUUGGCAGAAAAAAGAAGCCUCAUAUGGAAGUGCUAAUAUGAAGGAAGCUGUUGCCGAAGGCAUCGAACACGACCAUAGUUAUAAUAAAAUCUCAUACAUCGAUGACCCAUUCCACUAUCAGCAAUACGUGUACAUUCUUGUCACGACAGAUACAAAUGACGCGGAAGUGGGAAAAGCAUCCCUCAAUGCAUUCUAUCACACUCCGAAGGAAGAAGAACAAAUGUUGAUUUUCUAAAUACAUAAUGAUAAACACAACGAUCAUCACUUCCAUCGUGACCAGCGCCAAAAGCAUCGAAAACAUGACCAAGAGUACCUUAACAGACGUGAAUACGAACGAUAUGAACAUGCGCGUAAGCAUGAAUACAAAGAAGAACAAAGUGAAGAUCAAGAAGACAAAAAUGAACGUGAAGAACAAAGACAAGAUUAUAAACAAGACGAAGGAAGACAG